Molecule: messenger RNA, 2007 nt
Organism: Colletotrichum spaethianum
Lineage: Eukaryota; Fungi; Ascomycota; Sordariomycetes; Glomerellales; Glomerellaceae
Product: putative ATP-citrate synthase subunit 2
Exons: 2
Coding region: 1-2007 (668 amino acids)
Biological process (GO): fatty acid biosynthetic process; tricarboxylic acid cycle; acetyl-CoA biosynthetic process
Cellular component (GO): cytosol
Molecular function (GO): ATP citrate synthase activity
Source: RefSeq, a predicted model, not a curated record
AUGCCUUCGGCCACCACCCCCGCUAACGGUGCCAAUGGCGCCAAGGCAGCCAGCGGCCUGUCUGCCAACGACAACAUCACACGCUUCUCUGCUCCCAGCCGUCCUUUGAGCCCCCUCCCCGAACACGCUCUGUUCAACGACAAGACCAGAUGCUUCGUCUACGGUCUGCAGCCCCGCGCCGUCCAGGGCAUGCUGGACUUCGACUUCAUCUGCAAGCGCAAGACCCCCUCCGUUGCCGGCAUCAUCUACACUUUCGGUGGCCAGUUCGUCAGCAAGAUGUACUGGGGAACCAGCGAGACCCUCCUUCCCGUCUACCAGGAGGUCCCCAAGGCCAUUGCCAAGCACCCCGACGUUGACGUCGUUGUCAACUUCGCCUCUUCCCGAAGUGUCUACAGCUCCACCAUGGAGCUGAUGGAGUUCCCUCAGAUCAAGACCAUUGCCAUCAUUGCUGAGGGUGUCCCUGAGCGCACGAUCCAGCGUGCUCGUGAGAUCGCCCACAAGGCUCAGCAGAAGGGCAUCACCAUCAUUGGCCCUGCCACUGUUGGUGGUAUCAAGCCUGGCUGCUUCAAGAUCGGUAACACCGGUGGUAUGAUGGACAACAUCGUUGCCUCCAAGCUUUACCGCAAGGGCUCCGUCGGUUACGUCUCCAAGUCCGGAGGUAUGUCCAACGAGCUCAACAACAUCAUCGCCAACAACACCGACGGUGUCUACGAGGGUGUCGCCAUUGGCGGUGACAGAUACCCCGGAACCACCUUCAUCGACCACUUGCUCAGAUACCAGGCCGACCCCGACUGCAAGAUUCUCGUCCUGCUCGGUGAGGUUGGUGGUGUUGAGGAGUACAAGGUCAUCAAGGCCGUCGAGGACGGUGUCAUCACCAAGCCCAUCGUCGCCUGGGCUAUUGGUACCUGCGCCAGCAUGUUCAAGACUGAGGUCCAGUUCGGUCACGCCGGUGCUUUCGCCAACUCCACCCUGGAGACGGCCAAGACCAAGAACGAGAAGAUGAAGGAGGCCGGCUUCUACGUCCCCGACACCUUUGAGGACAUGCCCCAGGUCCUCAAGGCUCUCUACGACAGCCUCGUCAAGAACGGCACCAUCAAGCCCCAGCCUGAGCCCGUCGUUCCCAAGAUCCCCAUCGACUACUCGUGGGCCCAGGAGCUCGGUCUCAUCCGUAAGCCCGCUGCCUUCAUCUCCACCAUUUCCGACGACCGUGGCCAGGAGCUCCUGUACGCUGGUAUGCCCAUCUCGGACGUUUUCAAGGAAGAGAUCGGCAUUGGCGGUGUCAUGUCUCUGCUGUGGUUCCGUCGCCGCCUGCCCCCCUACGCCUCCAAGUUCCUCGAGAUGGUUCUCAUGCUCACCGCUGACCACGGUCCCGCCGUGUCCGGUGCCAUGAACACCAUCAUCACCACCCGUGCCGGCAAGGACCUUAUCUCCUCGCUCGUCGCUGGUCUGUUGACCAUUGGUUCCCGCUUUGGUGGUGCCCUUGACGGCGCCGCCGAGGAGUUCACCAAGGCCUUCGACAAGGGUCUGAGCCCCCGUGAGUUCGUCGACAACAUGCGCAAGGCGAACAAGCUCAUCCCCGGUAUUGGCCACCGUGUCAAGUCCCGCAACAACCCCGAUCUCCGUGUCGAGCUCGUCAAGGAGUACGUCAAGGCCAAGUUCCCCAGCCACAAGCUGCUCGACUACGCCCUGGCCGUCGAGACUGUCACCACCUCCAAGAAGGAUAACCUUAUCCUCAACGUCGACGGCUGCAUCGCUGUCUGCUUUGUUGACCUCAUGCGCAACUGCGGCGCCUUCUCCUCUGAAGAGGCCGAGGACUACCUCAAGAUGGGUGUCCUCAACGGUCUGUUCGUCCUCGGCCGUUCCAUCGGUCUCAUUGCCCACUACCUCGACCAGAAGAGACUGCGCACUGGUCUGUACCGUCACCCGUGGGACGACAUUACCUACAUCCUCCCCCAGCUUGGCUCCGGCCCGCCAGGCGCCGAGGGCAGAGUGGAGGUUCAGAUGUAA